Molecule: messenger RNA, 1593 nt
Organism: Seminavis robusta
Lineage: Eukaryota; Bacillariophyta; Bacillariophyceae; Naviculales; Naviculaceae
Source: the annotation of a GenBank genome assembly
AUGAACAAUUUUACAAACAACGGAAACAACAGAACUGAUCCACGCAAUCGCCCAAACGAAGCAGAAAUGAAGCAAGUUGACCCUCAAGAUGCUUCUGGACGCCUCCUUCAAGCUGAGGCAAUUCGUCGGGAGCUUGAUCGCUUGAACAAUCACAGCUACAAUCACUCACACUUGCAGGUAACAGGUAACAGAGCCAUUGCUUUCCCCCAGCAGCAGUUCCUGGGGGGACGACAAGCAGACUCCAGACUUGCAAUGGAACAGGCUCUUUUGGGCGCUCACCAGCGAGGACUAGCGUCCCGUACCUCCUUUUUGGUUGGGGAUCUUCACGCAAGGCAGACAGCACAUGCUGCUGCCGCUGUUGCAUUGCUUGGAAGCAACCGCGUUCCUCCCCCCGCAAGCCAGUUGCUGAUGUAUGGAGGUGACAGUCGCCACCAGCUUCAAGCAGAGAAUCUUUUGAUGGAGCAACAGCGCCAAAAUGUACUGAUUGGAGCUGGUGCCCCGGCAUCGAUAGCGCUCAGCAACGCCAAUGCCUUUUCCAGUGCUAAUCGAUCAAGUGGAACGACCCUUCAGUUCGAAGGUAAUCAGUCCAUUUUUAAUCAAUCAGGGCAAAGCCUAGAAGGAAGGAUUGCCUCUCCUGCGGACCUUUUGAGCGGAGACGUCGGGCUUCGCUCUUCAUCGGCAUUGGCAAGUGAACCCAAGGAAGAAGCAAAGGUUGCAAGGCUGCCGGCUCGUGAGAAUGCGGAUGAAGAUGACGAGGACGGCGAUGUAUCAGACCAAGAUGAGGAUGCCUUGGACGAUGAAGCCUUCUACCGAAAGCGAAACUCUGUUGAGACCGUUGAGGAUCUCCGCUUGCAGAACGAAACAUUCCCGGUCAAGCUCUACCGAAUGCUCUACGAGGUGGAAAAGAACGGGAAGGCCGACAUCGUGUCCUUCCUGCCCCACGGACGCAGCUUUGCCAUCCACAAGCAGAACGAGUUCGCCACGAUCCUUCCAGGGUACUUUGCGACAGACAGAAUGGCUUCUUUCCAGCGCCAGCUAAACCUCUAUGGCUUUCGCAGGAUCACAGAUGGAAAAGACAAAGGGGCCUUUUUCCAUGAGAAGUUCACCCUUGGGAAACGCAGUCUAUGCAAGAAGAUCAAACGAAAGCGAGGGAACCGCAGGUCUUCCUCCAGUCUCCGCCGCGGCUCCCAGGCAUCCUCGUCCUCGACUUCCAUGGCAUCCCAGCAAGGUCAACAUCAGCAUGGUUCUCCUUCAAGCCGCAUGUCGACCAGUGCUUGGGGGAGGUCGAUUGCCGCUGGCCAAGGAACAGUCGGAAGCUCUCUGUCGCUGACCGGCCCCAGCCAACACAAUCGUAUGAUGGGCCCCGCUGGCCUUGUUGCAGGAUCCGAUCUGCUUGGCCUCCCCACCAUGGGUGCAGUUAACGGUCCUCGUGGAUUGAAUCUUCCAUUGUCUUCCUCCUCACCCUCUCUGUUACAGCAGCAGCAACAGCAACAGCAGAUGCAACAGCGAUUGAGAGCGCAUCAAGAACUGGAACAUAGACUGAUGCUAGAACGGGAACGCGCUCGAAGAGGAGGGCCUCCACAUGGCCACUGA